Molecule: messenger RNA, 1921 nt
Organism: Equus caballus (horse)
Lineage: Eukaryota; Metazoa; Chordata; Mammalia; Perissodactyla; Equidae
Gene: STXBP2
Product: syntaxin binding protein 2
Biological process (GO): intracellular protein transport; vesicle-mediated transport; neurotransmitter secretion
Cellular component (GO): plasma membrane; secretory granule
Molecular function (GO): syntaxin-1 binding; syntaxin-3 binding
Source: RefSeq, a predicted model, not a curated record
ACGCACGAGGCCACGCCCCCACCUUGGGACAGACCCGGAAGCGGCGGUGGCGGUGGCCCUGGGGGAAGAUGGCGCCCUCGGGGCUGAAGGCGGUGGUGGGGGAGAAAAUUCUGAGUGGAGUCAUUCGGAGCGUCAAAAAGGAUGGGGAGUGGAAGGUUCUCAUCGUGGACCACCCGAGCAUGCGCAUCUUGUCGUCCUGCUGCAAGAUGUCAGACAUCCUGGCUGAGGGCAUCACCAUUGUUGAAGACAUCAACAAACGGCGAGAACCCAUCCCCAGCCUGGAGGCCAUUUAUUUGCUGAGUCCCACGGAGAAGUCCGUGCAGGCUCUGAUUGCAGACUUCCGGGGCACCCCGACCUUCACGUACAAAGCAGCCCAUGUCUUUUUCACCGACACCUGCCCUGAGCACCUGUUCAAUGAGCUGGGCCGCUCCCGCCUGGCAAAGGUGGUGAAGACGUUGAAAGAGAUCCACCUUGCCUUCCUCCCCUAUGAGGCCCAGGUUUUCUCCCUGGAUGCCCCCCACAGCACCUACAACCUCUACUGCCCCUUCCGGGCGGGGGAGCGGGCGCGGCAGCUCGAGGCGCUGGCCCAGCAGAUCGCCACACUCUGCGCCACGCUGCAGGAGUACCCGGCCAUCCGCUACCGCAAGGGCCCAGAGGACACAGCCCAGCUGGCCCAUGCCGUCCUAGCCAAGCUGAAUGCCUUCAAAGCAGACACCCCCAGUCUGGGCGAGGGCCCUGAAAAAACGCGCUCACAGCUGCUAAUCAUGGACCGGGCAGCCGACCCCGUGUCGCCCCUGCUGCAUGAGCUCACAUUCCAGGCCAUGGCCUAUGACUUGCUGGACAUCGAGCAGGACAUGUACAGGUAUGAGACCACAGGGCUGAGCGAGGCCCGUGAGAAGGCCGUGCUACUGGACGAGGACGAUGAUCUGUGGAUAGAGCUGCGGCACAUGCACAUUGCGGAUGUGUCCAAGAAGGUCACAGAGCUUCUGAAGACGUUUUGCGAGAGCAAGAGGAUGACCACCGACAAGGCCAACAUCAAAGACCUGUCCCACAUCCUGAAAAAGAUGCCGCAGUACCAAAAGGAGCUGAACAAGUAUUCUACGCACCUGCAUUUAGCCGAUGACUGCAUGAAGCGCUUCAAGGGUUCCGUGGAAAAGCUGUGCAGUGUGGAGCAGGACUUGGCCAUGGGCUCGGACGCAGAGGGCGAGAAGAUCAAGGACGCCAUGAAGCUGAUCGUGCCCGUGCUACUGGACACGGCGGUGCCAGCCUAUGACAAGAUCCGGGUCUUGUUGCUCUACAUCCUUCUACGGAAUGGUGUGAGCGAGGAGAACCUGGCCAAGCUGAUCCAGCACGCCAACGUGCAGGCGCACAGCAGCCUCAUCCGGAACCUGGAGCAGCUGGGGGGCACCAUCACCAACACUGGGGGCUGUGGGACCUCAAGCCGGCUGGGGCGGAGGGAGCGCUCCGAGCCUACCUAUCAGCUGUCCCGCUGGACCCCGGUGAUCAAAGACGUGAUGGAGGAUGCUGUGGAGGACCGGCUGGACCGCAAGCUGUGGCCAUUCGUGUCCGACCCCGCCCCCACGCCCAGCUCCCAGGCUGCUGUCAGUGCCCGUUUUGGCCACUGGCACAAGAACAAGGCGGGCGUGGAGGCACGGGCGGGGCCCAGGCUCAUUAUCUAUGUCAUGGGUGGCGUGGCGAUGUCAGAGAUGAGGGCCGCCUACGAGGUGACCCGGGCCACCGAUGGCAAGUGGGAGGUGCUCAUUGGCUCCUCACACAUCCUUACCCCGACCCGCUUCCUGGAUGACCUCAAGACGCUGGACCAGAAGCUGGAGAAUAUUGCCCUGCCCUGAUCCUCCUGCCCCCACCCUGACCUGCCCCCCUCCCUUUCUAGAAAAAUAAACUCCCUCCUUUUUUUCUGCCA